Cuscuta campestris is the source of this 2305-nucleotide messenger RNA. The record is from the annotation of a GenBank genome assembly. Lineage: Eukaryota; Viridiplantae; Streptophyta; Magnoliopsida; Solanales; Convolvulaceae.
UAUAUAUUUAUUACUCCCAAAGUAGUAUUAUUAUAGUUUUUACUAUCCUAUAUUAAACUUGCUAGCACAAGUUUAAUCUUGGACUCCGGAGCAAGUUCGUGUGGAUACGUUGGAGGCUUCAUACGUUUGGCGCUACGUUCAUCUCCUCAAAACCAUCCCCGACCGUUCCUUCGUUCUCCGUUUUCACCGUUAAGGUUCACAAGAAUAAGCUCACAAUGACCAUUGGGAAAUAAAAACUGGGAUACGGGGUCCUGACAGAGGCUGCGACGCCGAUGGGGAAUUGCUGCUCCGACGGGUCCGACAGUCAGGCGGCCGUGGGCGGCAUCAGGAGUUCCGCAAACAAUCUGGCUGAUGAUGCCAAUAACUCCGUGGAUGCCUUUCUCAAGUCUCGACGCUAUUACUGGCUCCACUCUCAGAUCGAGUUAUCUCUAUCUGCCUCAAACUUACAUGAUCGUGAUGCGCUUUCUAAGCGUGAUCCUAUGGCAGUUUUGUAUUCCAAAGGAAAGGAUGGCUCACUCCAAGAGCUAGGUCGAACAGAAGUGGUUCUAAAUUCAGUUAACCCUCGAUGGAUUGCUAAAUUUAAAAUAACCUAUCAAUUUGAGAUGGUGCAGAAUUUGAUGUUUCAUGUUUAUGAUGUUGACACACAUUUGCAUACUCAAGAUACGAAGAUGUUGAGAUUGGACGAGCACGAUUUUCUUGGUGAGGCUAACUGCACAUUGUCCGAGAUUGUAACAAAGCCAAACAGGUGCAUGACUUUAGAUCUUUCACAUGAAGAUCAAUCUUCUGUUUCAGUACAUAGCAAAGAGCUUGGCAAGAUGACUGUGUGUGCAGAAGAAAGUUUCAUCUCAAAGACUACAAUAGAGUCUAUAUUUCGCUGUACAGAUUUGCAAUCUAAGGAAUCAUUCUCAAAAAUUGACCCCUUUUUGCUGAUCUCCAGAAUUGUUGAAAGUGGAAAUGUUAUUCCCAUUUUCAAAACAGAUGUGUUGAAAAAUGACCAUAAUCCAAUUUGGAAGCCUGUUUACUUGAGUAUGCAACAAGUUGGAAGUAAGGAGAUCCCAUUGAUGGUUGAAUGUUUCAACUUCAAUAGCAAUGGAAAACACGAUUUGCUUGGAAAGGUUCAGAAAUCACUUGCAGAUUUAGAAAAAUUACAUGUUUCUGGAUCCGGGAUAAAUUUUUUUGUACAAACUGGUAUUGGGCCACCUCAUCAAACAAAGGUUUUAAAGAGUCAAAUGUUUGUUGAAAAGUUCACUGAGAAAAUCCAGCAUACAUUCCUUGAUUACUUGGCUUCAGGUUAUGAGCUUAACUUCAUGGUGGCUGUUGAUUUUACUGCUUCAAAUGGAAAUCCACGCCUACCUGAUUCAUUGCACUAUAUCGAUUCUUCUGGCCGCCCAAAUGCAUAUCAAAGAUCCAUUACCGAAGUUGGGGGAAUACUGCAAUGUUAUGAUGCUGACAAGCACUUUCCAGCAUGGGGGUUUGGAGCCAGGCCAAUUGAUGGCCCAGUUUCACAUUGUUUUAAUUUGAAUGGAAGCAACAGUUGCUGCGAGGUUGAAGGAAUCCAUGGAAUAAUGAUGGCAUAUAGAAGUGCCCUUUUCAAUGUGUCACUUGCUGGACCAACUUUAUUUGGACCAGUAAUAAAUGCUGGAGCACAAAUAGCCAGACAAUCUGCAGCAAGAAAAGAGCGCAAAUACUUUGUGUUGUUAAUUAUCACAGAUGGAGUUAUAACAGAUCAAGAAGAAACAAAGGAUGCUAUUGUUGAGGCUUCAGAUUUGCCAUUGUCAAUUCUAAUAGUUGGGGUUGGAGGGGCUGACUUCAAGGAAAUGGAGAUUUUAGAUGCUGAUAAAGGGGAUAGACUUGCAAACUCUCAAGGCAAGGUUGCUUCCCGCGAUAUAGUCCAAUUUGUCCCAUUGCGAGAAGUGCAAAGUGGGGAGAUUCUUGUUGCUCAGUCACUUUUAGCACAACUGCCUUCUCAGUUUUUGGCAUAUUGGCGAGCUCAUCCAUCUACAUAAUCAACCUACACACAUAGACGGUAUCGAAAAAUGAAUCUCAUUGAUACUUCAAUGUUGGUUUGCACCCUCCUUGGAUCCUGUAGGAGUGUAGGUAGACGUGUCCUUCCAAUUAAUGCCUCGUUCAAAUUCAGAGCAAGUGUUUGCUUAUUUUCGUCUUUUAUUACUCAAAAUGUCAAUUUUAUUCAUAACCCUUUUAGGUAAGCACGUGCUGAAUUCGCGGUGAUUAUCGCAGUAUACUUUUUUCAAGACACUACUACUAUACUGGCGGAGGAUUCAAGAACACACUUAGUUUCGUUUCU